This is a messenger RNA of Delphinapterus leucas (beluga whale), 1936 nucleotides long. NCBI's taxonomy places the organism in Eukaryota, Metazoa, Chordata, Mammalia, Artiodactyla, Monodontidae. The record is from RefSeq and is a predicted model, not a curated record.
GUGGCUUUUCCUCUGUUAGUCGCACACCUUGAGCUCUGGACACAGGAGCAGGUACCAUCUGACACCCCUUCUCCACCCCAACAGGAAAGGAGUGAAUGGCGGUCCCCGAGGGGAUGUGACCUGCAGGUGGCAUGCAGCCACGCGUGCGGGGGGGGGCCCAGGGCUUCCCCAAGGGGGAGGACACAGAUCCUUGCAGGAGGGGCAGAUUUGGAGAGGAAGGAUGGCAGAGAUGGCUCCCCACGAUGAACGAAGCCAGGCCCUUUUCCCAGGAACCGCCCUUGGGGGGGGGAAUAGCAGAGCAAGGCUGCCCCUCCUUGCUCCAGCAGCUGUGGGAGAGGCACUGCUCUGGGCCCUAAACAGCAUCCGCUUCCCCGCCGAGGGGCCCUUCACUGUCACCCGAGCCCCUGGCCUGUUGCACGGCAACCACUCAUCUUAUGGCAUUGCUCAGCAACUUCUCCCCGUCUUGUGCUGCCCUGUGGCCCUUCCUGUUCCCGAAGCUGUCCCUAGUCCUCCCUCCCUCCCUCAGCAGCCAGGCAGACAUAACAACAAAAAUACUAAAAGGAGCUUCACUGCACUGAGCUGUUUCCUGCCCAAACGAAGGGAAUAAUGCGGCGCUGUGUGAGUGGGAAAGACCACUGGUCAGAACGGACUACCACAUGGCGUGCUUUCUUGGACAAAUGAAACAGUGUCGCCUAACCAACCCUGUUUAUCUCAUCGUUCCAGCUCGGACACUCCAUGACUCACCCCUCCCAAUGUCCAGGCUAAGUGUCCCCAACCCUGCCCAGAGCCAAUGGCCUUCAUUAGUCCCUGGCACUUAUCUGGGAACCACAGCCACUGACAGAACUAUCCCAGCCCAUCUCUCUGCCUGCCCUGAGCCCAGCAGUGUCAUGGGGAACUGUCUGCACCCGAAUGUCCUCCAGGUGGCUGAUGACAACUCUACUAAACUGGCCAUUGAAGACAAGAUUUGGAGUGAAUUUCUUGAGACGUACGAUGCAGACUAUAACUUCACCGAUGUGGAAGCAGCUGCGCCCUGCCACUCCUGUAUCCUGCUCGACGACUCCUCACUGCCCUUCUUCAUCCUCGCCAGUGUCCUGGGCAUCCUGAUUAGUGGAGCUGUCCUCUACGCAUUUCUCAGACCUCUGUUCCCCCGUCAGGUCUACCAGAACUGGUCUAUCCUGGUGCAGUUGGCUGUGGGAAGUGCUCUCUUUAGCAUUAUGGUGCCCAUCCUGGCACGGGGGCUAAGUGGGGCCCUCAUCACCUCCCUCUGCCACCUAGCUCACUUGGUCUCGUAUGGCUCAGCCUUUGCCCAAGCUCUGCUGAUAGGGUGCCAUGCCUGCCUGGGCCCCAAACUGGGUAUAGGUCACGUCCCAGGUCUCAGGCUGGGGAUCAGUGUGGGACUUUGGGGAGUGGCUGCCCUAUUGUCACUGCCAAUCACGCUGGGCAGUGACACUUCCCAUGGACUCUGCACAGUGACCUUCAGCGGGGAAUGGGAAAUUUUGCGGUACAUACAUGCUGCAGCCUGUUUUGCCAUCUUCAUCUUGUUGCCACUGGGUUUGUUGGGAGCCAAGGGGCUGAAGAAGGCAUUGGGCAGGGGGCCAUGUCCCUGGGUUAAUAUCCUAUAUGUCUGGUUCAUUUUCUGGUGGCCUCAGGGCAUGGUUCUGGGAUUGGACUCCCUGGUGAGGUCCAGGGCCAUGGUGGUGUCAACAUGUCUGGCCCAGCAGACCCUGGACAUGCUGCUGGACCUGGCAGAAGCCCUGGCAAUAUUGCACUGUGUGGCUACACCCCUGCUCCUCGCCCAGUUCUGCUACCAGGCCAUUCAAACUUCUCUGCCCUCCCUGCCCCUCUCGGCAACACAAUCUUCCCACCUGGACAUCCUUGGAUGCAAAUCCUAGCUCUCUUCCCACCUGUCAACUUGAAUUAAAGUGUACGCUGUUUU